AUGAGUAUAGGACACCCACAGACAAAUGUCAAGUUGUCAGUGUCCGGGUUAAAAAUACAUGCUAAUAAAACAUCUGAUUCAGCUAACCUAGACUUUGAGACCACGGACUCCUACGCCAUUCGUAUUGUGGUUAAAGACAAUGGAAAACCAGCUUUAUCUUUUGAGAAAUCUGUCACUAUCAUGGUUGAAGAUAAAAAUGAGGCUCCAAGAAAUAUUCUCUUGUCCGCCAACAAGGUCCCCGAGAGGAGUGAGGCAGGAUUUGUGAUUGGAACACUGAGGAGUGAAGACCCAGAUAACAGUAGGAUGGAAGAACAGACAUUUGUUUACAGUCUGGAGAAUGAUGCCAAAGGUCGAGUAGAAGUCAAAAGUGACCAGCUACUGAUAAAGAGGUCCAGACACCUGUGUGAUGACCAGCCUUGUCAGUUUGACUUUGAGAAAGAGCCUAGUGUCAAUAUCAGGGUGAUGGUCACUGAUUCAGGUUUCCCACCCCUGACCUUUGUUAAAACAUUAACUUUGGAGGUUAAAGAUGAGAAUGAUCCUCCACAGGACAUUAGACUGGCAGGAAACUCCAUUGCUGAGGGAAACACUCCAGGAACUGUUAUAGGCAGACUUGUGGCUAUUGACCAGGAUGUUGGACAAACCUUGAUUUUCACCCUUUUGAAUAACACUGAUGUAUUUGUGCUAAAGGGCGAUAACUAUAUAGCUGUAAUUCCAAGCUUAGAUUAUGAACAGCAGUCAAUGUAUGCCUUGUCUGUUAGGUGUAGAGAUGAUGGCGAGGAUUCAAAGUCAGUAGACUCUGUUGUGACUAUUAAUAUACUGGAUGUAAACGAGCCCCCAAGCUUCACUGGAGUAAUGGAUAUAACAGUAGAAGAGAACAGAGAGACGGGGGAGGUAAUUGGAACAGUCACUGCCACAGAUCCUGAUCUGGAAGAACAGCUUUUGUUUACUGUAACUAGAGGAUACAACCACUUUGUGACUGCCAAUACCACGUGCCUUACAGAGUCAGGACAGGGCACUCGCUGUGUUGCUAGUGUUUCCCUGAAGCAGCGUUUAGACUAUGAGAUUAUGUCUAUCUUCACUCUGACAGUGUCUGUACAGGAUAGUAGUGGUCUGACUGAGUCUUCCAACUUCAGGGUCCAUGUACAAGAUGUCAAUGAAUCUCCAACUAGUAUCUUGUUAAAUGGAAAGUCAUUAACUUCACUGUCUGUGAAUGAAAUGACACAAGAUGAGACAAUUGCAGAGUUGUCAGCCCUUGAUCCAGAUCAACAUCAAUUUCACAAUUUUUUUCUUGUGUCAGGAGAGAAAGAGAAUUUUGAAAUUGUAAAAAAUAAACUCAGGGUAAAGGCUAGUGCAGUGAUGGAUUUUGAAACAAAAGCUGAACACAGACUGACCAUAGAGAUAACAGACAAUGGUUUACCUCCCUUGUCAUUGCAAGAGAAAAUCACAGUUCAUGUAGAAAAUUUGAAUGAAGCACCAGAUGCCUUAGAUUUGGAUAACAACAGGGUUCCAGAGAACACUCCAGAGGGUGAGAUGAUUGGUCAACUGUUGACUACUGAUCCAGAUAACAGAAAUGCAGACAUUCAGACAUUUACUUAUACAAUAUUGACCAAUCAUGAGGGCAGGUUUAAAAUUGUAGGAAAUCAACUCCAGAUAGGCAAGGCAAAUUCCGAGUGCCAUAAGACUAGGGUAUAUACCUGUGGUGUUAACUUUGAGGAGUCUGAUGCAUAUAAUGUGACCAUUAUGGUGACUGAUAGUGGACUUCCUCCUCAGAGCAAAGCAUUCAAGCUGACAGUAUACGUGACAGAUGUCAAUGACAGACCUACAAAUCUGACUUUGUCAGGACACAAAGUUCAGAGUCUGGCAUCAAAAGAUGCUGUGAUUGGUCAGCUUCUAGUGAUGGAUGAAGAUGUUGACCAGUCACACGUCUUCUCUUUGGCAUCUGGUGGUGAUGGUCAAUUUCUGGUCAGCAGUGAGGGUCAGGUUACCAAGGCAACAGACCAACCUCUAAAGAGUGGGCAUAUUUAUAAUAUUUCUGUGGAGGCCAUUGAUGAUGGACAGCCACCUUUAAAGGUGACUUCCAAUUUUCAAAUAGCAGUUCUUGGAGGGAAGACACCUGUCAGUGUAAACUUCACUUCAGAAGGAGGAGUCAAAACCUUCCCUGUCAAUCAUCCUAUUGUCAUGGAAAACUCUCCUGUUGGCACGGUGAUUGGAUCCCUGGAGGGUGUAACUUAUGGUGUGGAUGAGAUAUUAACCUUCUCUUUUGAGGUGAAGAACAAGGAAAAUCCUUUCAGGACUGAGAAUGUCAGUUGUAAUACGGAAACUGACUUGACCAGCUGCACUGUUUCUGUGAAGAUAGAAGAAGUUCUUGACUUUGAGAAGCAGCCAUUGCUGUCAGUAGCUGUUACUAUUGAGAAUGGUGAAGGAGGAAAAUUGGUUGAAAUGUUUGAAGUUACCAUUGAAAAUGAAAAUGAGGCUCCACAGGAUAUCCAAGCAAGCCGUCAAGAUUUAGUUAUUCCAGAAAACACCCAGGGACUGGUGACCAUCUUCCAGGUAACUGAUCCAGAUGUGUAUGAUACUCACUCCUUUACCUUGCUGGACGAAACUGGUGAAAAGUUUACGGUCAACUCACAAGGACACUUGUCUACAAGAAGAGGUGUAGUAAUAGACUUUGAGGAGAGUCCACAUGUUAACAUCACAAUUAAAGUUGCAGACAGUGGAGGACUUACACUGAAGAAAAACUUCACCAUACAGGUGGAAAAUAUCAAUGAAAAACCCAUUCAAGUCAGUCUCUUAAACAAUAAGGUGAAGGAAAUGAGUGAUCCUGGGACAAUUAUAGGUCAGAUAGUGACAGGGGAUCCAGACUUCAAUCAAACUCACACUUACAAAUUGCUGGAUGAUGCUGGUGGCAGGGUCCUCAUUCAGGGAAAGACUCUUCAGGUUGCUGCCAAGGGGAAUAAGUGUGAAAAGAUAGGUGGAACCUCCUGUUUACUAGAUUAUGAAUCUGAGAGAAGCUUUAAUGUUGUGGUCAGUAGCCAAGAUUCAGGAUUUCCCCCUUUGAAUCUGACUAAAUCCCUCGCAAUAGAUGUGACAGAUGUCAAUGACCCCCCUCAUGACCUUGUACUGAGUCUAAAGAAUCUACCAGAGGAUACAGUGGUUGGGAAGCUGGUUGGGACAUUGGAGGUCAGUAAUGCAGAAUCAGAACAGACGGUGACCUUUAGCACAGAGAUGGAGGCUGGAAUGUUCACAGUGGAGGGUAACUCACUGGUACUAAAAAAGGCACUGGACUAUGAAACAACACCUGUGUACAACCUGACUAUCACAGCAACAGAUAAUGGUUUGCCUCCUGCUAAGAUUUCAGAAACUUACCAGGUAAAUGUGGUUGAUGUGAAUGAAGCUCCAUUUGACCUACUGGUCACAUCAAGCAAUGGAAACACCAAAUUCCCAGAAAACAACCCAGUCAUUGCAGAGAAUUCUCCUACAAAUAUUCUGAUUGGUCAAGUAAUGGUACAGGACUAUGACAUCAUGGAUGUUAUUACCAUGGGAACGACUAGUGUGCAAGUUGGCUUAUUCAAUCAACAUUGUCUGCCUUUAGCAAAAAUGGUGCACUGCACAGCAGAUUUGAGGGCAUUGGUUUCAUUGGACUAUGAGGCAACACAACAGCUGACCUUUGAGUUGACUGCAGUGGACAGACGGGGACUGACCAUCAGGAGGAAGUUAGACCUGACUGUACUUGAUACUAAUGAUCCACCCUCUGAUAUCAAUGCAGAAGAGGAUACUUACUUUGUGGAUGAAGGAACUCAUCAUGUCAGAAUAACUCCAUUAACAGCUAGGGAUACAGAUAUCGGGCAGAAUCACACGUUUACAAUUAUAUCAGAAUCUCACUUUUUCCAUAUCAUCCACAGAGAAUUAUGGGUAUCCAACAUAGCGGAUUUAGACUAUGAAUCAAAAUCCGAGCAUGACUUGGUGAUCCGAGCCACAGACAAUGGAAGUCCUCCCAUGUACACAGAGAAAACCUUCACAAUCAAGGUCAACAAUGUAAAUGAGGCUCCAAGAAAUAUCAGGAUGACCACAAAUGAGAUUCCAGAAAACAGUCCUCAUGGGACAGUGAUAGGGGAGUUAACAGCAGAGGAUCCAGAUAACAUCCUCAAACAGAUCCAGAUACUCCAGUUUACCCUCACAGAUUCUGCAGCAGGGAUGUUUGCCCUCAAUGGGACACAAUUAAUGCUGAUCAGUGGAGAAUUGGACUAUGAGAAAGUUCAUCAGUACUCUGUGGGUGUACUGGUGACUGACAAUGGAGAACCUUCCCUCUCAGCUAGAGCUGACAUUGCCAUCCAGAUAACUGAUGCUAAUGAUUCUCCAACAGAUUUAAAACUAACAGCAAUGAGUGUAGAUGAGAACUGUAAGAUUGGGACAGUGGUGGGAAGGUUAUCUGCUGUGGAUGUGGAUGAGGGUCAGAGUUUGACAUAUUCUCUGUCUGACACUGGUAACCUUGUAGUAGAGGGGAAUAAGGUCAAGGUCACAGGAGGUAUAGACUUCGAGCAGGUGCCCUUCAUCACAUUUAAAGCUAUUGCUACAGAUGAUGGCCAUCCACCCAAAGAAGUUUCAAGGAGUUUUUCAGUAUUAGUGAGGGAUGUGAAUGAUGAACCAACUACCCUGAGAUUUAUACCGUCUUCUGUUGUGCAAGAUUUUAUGAUACCAGAAUCAAUGUCCAUUGGUGGUCAUAUUGGUACAGUGGAGGUGGUGGAUCCAGAUGGAGUGGAUAAGAUAUCUUUUGAUAUAGUGAACAAUGGUUUUGGUGUUUUUAAACUAGGAAACACUAUUAAGUGUGGACCAACAAACAUUCAAUAUCAGAACUUAAAAUCUUCUGUUGGAACAAAGUGUUCUGUAGAAAUACAGCUGUCCAGAAAUUUGAAUUUUGAGAUGAAAUCCACAGCUAUGACCUUGAAAAUCCAAGCACAGGACAAAAAAAGCUCUAGUAUUGUAAGGGAAUGGACAUUCUCUGUCAAGGAUACCAAUGAGGCACCUACUGACAUAAAUAUUGAUGGCAGUCAGACAAAAAUUCCAGAGAAUGAGCCUAGUUUUAUUAUUGGAGCUGUACAGACAGCAGAUGAGGAUGUAGGAGAGACCUUCACUUACCAAGUUAUCUCCCAUUGGGAAUUCUUCAGGAUUAGAGGGGACAAACUGGAGGUCAGAAGGCCCCUGGACUUUGAGAAGAAAUCCUCUUACAAUGUUACUAUUAAGAGCACUGAUAGUGGAGGACUUUCCUUUUCCAAAAGUUUUAGUUUCAGUGUAUUGAAUAUCAAUGAGAAACCAAGCAACAUUUCUCUAAAUCCUAAAGAAGUGAGUAACAGUGCUGAUGUUGGGGAAGUGGUGGGACUUGUGACAGUAAUAGACCCAGAUAAUUUAGACCCGGACUCCCCCACCCAGAACCACAGUUGUACAGUGGGUGGGGAGGGGCUGGGGGUCUUCACCAUGGAUUUUGGUUCUAAGAUUCUGAAGGUUGAAUCUUCAGUGCCCCUAGAUAGAACGGAGAUGAUGCUAAUUAUUACCUGUAAGGAUGAUGGAACCCCACCAUUGGAAUACUCUCAGAAUAUUAGUCUGGUCAUCAAAGAAUCAGUUAAAAUACCAAAGGAAGUCAAACUGACCAAUCUGAGAGUUGUUCCAGAAAAUACAGAGAGAUUUGAAGUAGGAGAAUUUCAGGUCUUUAACAUGCUAACCAAUAAGCCUGUAGAAAAUGAGAUGUACUUGUAUUUCCUAUUGGAUGUAGAUGCCCCAUUUAGGAUGGAAGGAAAUGUGCUGAAAACCAAGAAAGCAUUUGACUUUGAAACACAGCAGUUUUUCAAGGUUGAAAUUAAUGCUAUGGCAUUUGGAUCAAAUCUAAAGGCAGAAUUCAAGAUUGAGAUAGGAGAUGUAAAUGAGGCUCCCAUGGGGAUUGGAAUAUAUGGUGGAGGCCUUCUGAAGGAGAAUAGUGAUGAAGGGACUGUAAUUGGAGAUCUAAAUACCAGAGACCAGGAGAAGAAUCAGAUAUACACAUAUACAAUCAAAUCCAUCUAUCCAGGAUUAACAGACACCGAGGAUGCAUCACCAUUCAAAGAUUUAUUUAAGCUGCAGAACAGAACCCUUACUGUUGGAAAACCCACAGAAACUUUAAACUUUGAGAAAUACCCUGUGUUUUCAGUUCAGGUGACAACAACAGACUCUGGUUCCCCUGCCCUUUCUUAUACUGGAAUUAUAAGGAUUGUUCUACAGAAUGUUAAUGACCAACCAAAGGAUAUCACCCUCAGUAAUAAUCAGGUUAAAGAGAACAGUUUAAUUGAUGCAGAGAUUGGGAUGCUGACUGUUAUUGAUGAAGACAAGAAGGACGUUCACUCUUGUUCUGUAGUUUCAUCAGGGUUCCCAGUCAAGAUAAAGAACAGUUUAUCCUUAGUAGUUGGGAAUGGUGUAAUUGAUUAUGAAAGUGAUAAGAUAUUUCCAGUAGAGAUUGAAUGCUGGGAUUAUGGACAUGGUGGACCUCAGCUCAGGGUCAGUAAGACAUUUGUCAUCAGUGUUACAGAUGUUAAUGAGCCUCCAUUUGACAUCAGCCUCAGUUCCAACUCAAUGGAGGAAAACGCUCCAGUAGGUCAAGUGGUAGGAGAGUUGUCAGCAAAAGAUGUAGAUAGCACCAAGAUAAUCUUUCACCUUGAAGAAAAUCUGUUUGUUGGACUUGAUGGGAUAAAUACAGUUGUCACCAAGACAGAGAUGGACUUUGAACAAAUGUCUGAGUUUGAGUUUACUGUGAAGGCUGUAGAUUCUGAAAAAGCUUUUAAUUCCACAAACAUAAAAAUCAAGAUAUUAGAUGUGAAUGAGGCCCCAACAGACAUUAUGUUAAGUACAUUAACAGUGAAGGAAAAUUUGGACUCUGGAGUAGAGGUAGCCAAAUUGACAACUGUUGAUCUUGACCACAACCAGGUGUAUGUUUACUCCAUCAUUGACGCAGGGUACUUUGAGGUAGUAGGAGACAAACUUUUCACUACAACUAAACAGAUAGACUAUGAGGAGGAUUCAAGCCUGGAGUUAGUCAUCAAUAGUACUGACAGUGGUGUACCUCCACUGACAAUUCAGGUAAAGAGUAAAGAGUUAGUCAUCAAUAGUACUGACAAUGGUGUACCUCCACUGACAAUUCAGGCAAAGAGUUAG
Messenger RNA from Saccostrea echinata, 7176 nucleotides. RefSeq names its product protocadherin Fat 4-like. The record is from RefSeq and is a predicted model, not a curated record. Lineage: Eukaryota; Metazoa; Mollusca; Bivalvia; Ostreida; Ostreidae. Gene Ontology annotation, biological process: homophilic cell-cell adhesion. Bases 1 to 7176 code for a protein of 2391 amino acids. The transcript is spliced from 42 exons. Gene Ontology annotation, molecular function: calcium ion binding. Gene Ontology annotation, cellular component: membrane.